Molecule: messenger RNA, 1855 nt
Organism: Chara braunii
Lineage: Eukaryota; Viridiplantae; Streptophyta; Charophyceae; Charales; Characeae
Source: the annotation of a GenBank genome assembly
CUAGUAGUCUGAUUGAGUCCUACGGAUGCAUGUGUGCGGCCGCGUUCUAUAAUUACUAUAAGCAAAAUCUGGAGGAGGGUAUGUACUUAGUUUAUGUCUCUGCAGAGGGCGAGCCGGUGAAAAUGCCUCGAGAGAUAGAAGGAGUGGUUGCUAGAUACCCUGAUCUAUUUGAAGAGCCGAAAGGGGUUGUUGAGAGGGAGGUCGUCUACGCGAUAGAGAUUACCCCGAAGGGUAGGAUCUAUCGGAUGUCUCCAGCGGAGCUUGACGAGCUUCGUCAACAACUCAAGGAACUCAUAGAGAAGGGUUGGAUCCAGCCUAGUGUUUCCCCUUAUAGAUCUCCUGUUUUAUUUGUACCAAAGAAGGGGGGAACCUUGAGGAUGUGCAUUGACUAUAGGGGCCUCAAUGCCAUCACUGUAAAGAGCGCAGAGCCCCUAUCGCGCAUCGAUGACUUGUUGGACCGAGCGCAAGGGUGCCGGUACUUUAGUAAGAUAGAUCUAAAGUCCGGGUACCAUCAAAUUGCAAUACGGCCCGAGGAUCAACACAAAACCGCUUUUGAGACCAGGUACAGUCUGUACGAGUUUGUGGUGAUGCCUUUCGGCCUUUGCAAUGCUCCUGGCACCUUUCAGCACGCCAUGAACCGGAUCUUUCAUUACUACUUGGACAAGUUUGUCAUCGUGUACCUCGAUGACAUACUUAUCUUUAGUAGGACUGUCGAGGGGCAUGUUGGCCAUUUAGACAAAGUCCUUAGCCUCCUUCGGCAGCACCAGUUCAAGAUCAACCGGGGGAAGUGCGAGUUUGGCCGCACUCGGAUCUUGUACCUGGGUCAUGAGAUUUCCGCAGAGGGAUUGAAGCCCGAUGAUGCGAAGGUGGCCAGCAUUCUUGACUCGUCGCGUCCUCGGUCUGUGACUGAGAUGAGGUCCUUCUUAGGGAUGACCGACUACUACUGUAACUUUGUAAAGAACUAUAGCAUAGUGGCCGCCCUUUUGAUGGACCUGACACUCCUUGACACCUCGUGGGAGUGGACAGACAGAUGUGGACUGGAGAAGAAACUUGCCCUCAUCGCCAGCCUGUACAACAACGUUGUGCACAGCGCAACAAGGGUAAGCCCUAACAGUCUGCUACUGACCUUCAAGCCUAGACUGCCCCUAGACUUUCUACUACCUGAGAACCAGCCGACUGCUGCACCUGGCACCUUAGAAUUCGCCUAUCGAUAUGAACACCUGAUGCAGCAAGCUGUAGAGCAGAUGCACAAAGCGCAGGCGGCAAUGAUAGAGUCUGAGAACAAGCAUCGCCACCCAUCUACAUUCCAGGUAGGGGAUAGAGUCUGGGUCAAAACCUCUGAACUGCGGCAGGAGCAUGGGAUCUCCCGCAAGCUCGUGCCACAGUACUUCGGGCCAUGGGAGGUUCUAGAUGUUGUUGGGGAUGAUCUGGACGGGUCAUAUGUAGUUUGGACUCCUGGUCACCUCCGCACAUACCCCGUCUUUCACGCCUCUAAGCUCGCACGUUUCAAGGAAACUGAUCACUUUCCCUCUUGUCGCUCAAUGCUGCCCCCAACCAUGGACGGAGAAGUCGACAUCGACGACGUCGUGGACCAUCGAGAAAUGUCAGUUCCUAGACCAACAGGCAGGGGACGUCCUCCUAAACCGAAGCUGCAAUACCGUGUUCGGUUCAUACAUCACACUGAGCCUAAUGAGGACAGAUGGUUUACCAGGGAGGAACUGAUGCAGACCGCUCCACAGGUUGUCGCUCACUAUGAGAAGUCAUGGAGAAAGGAAAGCACCAGAUUGAGUAUUUGAACUUCUCAGAGGACUGUCGAAGUAUGGAGGAGGGAAUGCGGGGCUCAAGGCCUCGAUGA